AUGGCCUCUGCCCGCCCCGCGCGGGGGCCGGAGCUCCCACUCCUGGGGCUGCUGCUGCUGCUGCUGGGGGGCCCGAGCCGGGGGGCAGCCUCGAGCGGGAACGCGACCGGGCCUGGGCCGCGGAGCGCGGGCGGGAGCCCCAGAAGGAGCGCGGCCGUCACCGGCCCGCCGCCGCUCCUGAGCCACUGCGGCCGGGCAGCCCCCUGCGAGCCUCUGCGCUACAACGUGUGCCUGGGCUCGGCGCUGCCCUACGGGGCCACCUCCACGCUGCUGGCCGGAGACUCGGACUCCCAGGAGGAAGCGCACGGCAAGCUCGUGCUCUGGUCGGGCCUCCGGAAUGCCCCCCGCUGCUGGGCAGUGAUUCAGCCCUUGCUGUGUGCCGUGUACAUGCCCAAGUGUGAGAAUGACCGGGUAGAACUGCCCAGCCGCACCCUGUGCCAGGCCACCCGAGGCCCCUGUGCCAUCGUGGAGAGGGAGCGAGGCUGGCCUGACUUCCUGCGCUGCACCCCCGACAACUUCCCUGAAGGCUGCCCGAAUGAGGUCCAGAACAUCAAGUUCAACAGUUCGGGCCAGUGCGAAGCACCCUUGGUUCGGACUGACAACCCCAAGAGCUGGUAUGAGGAUGUGGAGGGCUGCGGGAUCCAGUGCCAGAACCCUCUCUUCACGGAGGCCGAGCACCAGGACAUGCACAGCUAUAUCGCGGCCUUUGGGGCUGUCACGGGCCUGUGCACACUCUUCACCCUGGCCACGUUUGUGGCUGACUGGCGGAACUCCAAUCGCUACCCUGCUGUUAUUCUCUUCUACGUCAACGCGUGUUUCUUUGUGGGCAGCAUCGGCUGGCUGGCCCAGUUCAUGGAUGGUGCCCGCCGGGAGAUUGUCUGCCGUGCAGAUGGCACCAUGAGGCUUGGAGAGCCCACCUCCAAUGAGACCCUGUCCUGCGUCAUCAUCUUUGUCAUCGUGUACUACGCCCUGAUGGCUGGUGUGGUCUGGUUUGUUGUCCUCACCUAUGCCUGGCACACCUCCUUCAAAGCCUUGGGCACCACCUACCAGCCUCUCUCAGGCAAGACCUCCUACUUCCAUCUGCUCACAUGGUCACUCCCCUUCGUCCUGACCGUGGCAAUCCUUGCUGUGGCCCAGGUGGAUGGGGACUCCGUGAGCGGCAUCUGUUUUGUUGGCUACAAGAACUACCGAUACCGUGCUGGCUUUGUGCUGGCCCCAAUUGGCCUGGUGCUCAUUGUGGGAGGCUACUUCCUCAUCCGAGGAGUCAUGACUCUAUUCUCCAUCAAGAGCAACCACCCUGGGCUGCUGAGUGAGAAGGCUGCCAGCAAGAUCAAUGAGACCAUGUUGCGUCUGGGCAUUUUUGGCUUCCUGGCCUUUGGCUUUGUGCUCAUUACCUUCAGCUGCCACUUCUACGACUUCUUCAACCAGGCUGAGUGGGAGCGCAGCUUCAGGGACUACGUGCUAUGCCAGGCCAAUGUGACCAUUGGGCUGCCCACCAAGAAGCCCAUUCCUGACUGUGAGAUCAAGAAUCGCCCUAGCCUCCUGGUGGAGAAGAUCAACCUGUUUGCCAUGUUUGGAACCGGCAUAGCCAUGAGCACCUGGGUCUGGACCAAGGCCACACUGCUCAUCUGGAGGCGUACCUGGUGCAGGUUGACUGGGCAGAGUGAUGAUGAGCCCAAACGGAUCAAGAAGAGCAAGAUGAUCGCCAAGGCCUUCUCUAAGCGGCGUGAGCUACUGCAGAACCCGGGCCAGGAGCUGUCCUUCAGCAUGCACACCGUCUCACACGACGGGCCCGUGGCGGGUUUGGCCUUUGACCUCAAUGAGCCCUCAGCUGAUGUCUCUUCUGCCUGGGCCCAGCAUGUCACCAAGAUGGUGGCUCGGAGAGGAGCCAUACUGCCCCAGGAUGUUUCUGUCACCCCUGUGGCAACCCCAGUGCCCCCUGAGGAACAUGCCAACCUCUGGCUGGUAGAAGCAGAGAUCUCCCCAGAGCUGCAGAAGCGCCUGGGCCGGAAGAAGAAGAGGAGGAAGAGGAAGAAGGAGGUGUGCCCUCUGGGGCCACCCCCAGAGCUUCACCAUGCUGCUCCUGCCUCCAGUGCUGUUCCUCGACUGCCUCAGCUGCCCCGGCAGAAAUGUCUGGUGGCAGCGGGCACCUGGGGAGCCAGUGAGCCCUGCCGACAGGGAACCUGGGCUCUGGUCUCCAACCCAUUCUGCCCAGAGCCUAGUCCCCUCCAGGAUCCAUUCCUGCCCAGUGUGCCUGCCCCCAUGGCCUGGGCUCACGGCCGCCGGCAGGGUCUGGGUCCCAUACAUUCCCGCACCAACCUGAUGGAGGCAGAGCUCAUGGAUGCGGACUCGGACUUCUGAGCCUGUAACUGGAAAGAUGGGAACAAAUAUCUCUCCAGGCUCUUAAUGCUUCCCUAGGAUCUUGUCUUCCAGAGAACCUGUGGGCCAGGUGCCUUGCCAGGAGAGUUCUGUAUGUCUGGCUCAAGGCAGCAGGACUGUAGGAAAGAGCCCAACAUCUCUGUGGUGGGCUCAGGGCCCUUGUUACUUCCCUACCAGCUGGAGUCUGAUUGGCAGCAUCAGUCUCCAACAGGGUCAUGGGGUACACAGAAAUUGUGGUGUGGCAGUAAUGGCAGAGGCAGGGGUGACACUACCUGGAGUGUGCUGUGAUACCCAGGGAGGCAGCCAAGCCUAUGUCAGACAAGGGCUGGCUGCCCAUUUCUGGGUGGAUGAGUGCCCUAUCCUGGCACUCUCAGACCAAAAGUGUUUAUUGUGUCAUUAGUUCUUUGCCUAAGUAGGGACAGGGCUCUGAUUUCCUCUCCUAGGUGGUCAUGGGGCUGGGAGGGGCCAGAACCUCUCCUGACAGGUGGCCCUACUCCACAUCCAUUCUCAGUUUCCUUGUCCUUCUCCUCUCCUAUUUCAGUUUAGCCAGGCCAACCUCUUUCUGUUGAUUAGGACUCGGAGCGGCAGCACACACACUUACACCCCCACCCUACCCUCACCAUGCGCUCAGCACCAUCUCCAGGGGAGAGAGUGAUUCAACUCUAGCACCUUGGCCUGGUGUGGAACAGAAGCAGUAAAUGGCGAGGCCUCAGACAGACACAUUAUCUCUUCCUCAUACCCAUUCGGUGGGGGUGGGUCCUCUUGACUUGAGAGGCUACCUUGGGAGCUGCUGUAGCUUCAGCCAGGCAAGAAAGCUUCCUUCAACCUCCAAACAGGUCCCCACAGCCCCCCUUUGAAGAACCAGACAGCAGCAAGUUGUAGAAGCUGGCUGGGUUCCAUGCUGGGGGAUAGAGAUGGGGAGAAGAAAUAUAAACAGUAAAUAAAAGGGUUUUGUAUAAA
Messenger RNA from Otolemur garnettii (small-eared galago), 3339 nucleotides. RefSeq names its product smoothened, frizzled class receptor (gene SMO). Gene Ontology annotation, biological process: central nervous system development; positive regulation of smoothened signaling pathway; commissural neuron axon guidance. Lineage: Eukaryota; Metazoa; Chordata; Mammalia; Primates; Galagidae. Gene Ontology annotation, molecular function: transmembrane signaling receptor activity; patched binding. The coding region runs from base 1 to 2361 and encodes 786 amino acids. The transcript is spliced from 12 exons. Gene Ontology annotation, cellular component: dendrite; plasma membrane; cilium. The record is from RefSeq and is a predicted model, not a curated record.